CCGAGUAAGCCGAUUUGCAAACCCAUUCAUCACCGGCGCGCAGUGUGUUGCAGCUGCAGGUCAAACCUAGAGAAACCUAGACUACUCAGAUGCAAGUAUCUGCUUUUUCGUUUUAUGUUGGAGUGGAAUUUGGUGCAUGCCACGCAGAAUAGCAUAGUUGCUCGGACCAAUGUCGAAAGGGAUGUUUUGUGGGGUUGCUGAUGAGAGGACGUCCUGAAACAAUUAGCCUAUUCGUGUGUAGUUCUCUGCAGUAGCUUUUUUUCUCUUAUGAUACAAUCGAUUUUGAUAGCAGUUGUGAAAUACUGGUGAAAAACACUUUUUGGAUUCAGUAGUAGCCAUUACACAGGCAUGACAAAGCCAGCGUCCUUUACCGAUGUCCGUGUCUUUGAGAUCAACGCACCUGUCGCAGCGCUCUAUCGCCAACGCCGUUCUUUAUCAGUGCUGUCCGUGCAUUAGUCCCCGCACUUACCGCAGGAAGAGAAAAAACUGCUGGAGUUGUUACGUACCCGAAGAAAUCCCUGUUGAAAAUCAGUCAGAUAUGGGUCGCAAGGAGGCUGAGUAUGACUGGAAGAAAAGCACGGAGAACAUCCAGGAGGUGUUUGACUUCAUGGAGGUGCUCGGAUCUGGGGCAUUCUCUGAGGUCUACAUGGUGAAGGAGAAGAAGACAGGAAAGCUCUUCGCCAUGAAGUGUGUGAAGAAGAAGAACAAGAGGGACCUGAACCUGGAGAACGAGAUCGCCGUACUGAGGAAGAUCCAACAUGAAAAUGUGGUGUGUCUGGAGGAUUUCUACGAGAGCCGGAGCCACUAUUAUCUGGUCAUGCAGCUUGUGUCUGGAGGGGAGUUGUUUGACCGGAUUUUGGACAGGGGCAUGUACUCAGAGAAGGAUGCCAGUCAUGUUAUCAAACAGGUGCUGGAGGCGGUCAGCUAUCUGCACAAUAAUGGCAUUGUUCAUCGAGACCUAAAGCCUGAAAACCUGCUGUACUACAGUGCAGAUGAAAACUCUAAGAUCAUGAUCAGUGACUUUGGUCUGUCAAAGAUGGAGGACAACGGCAUCAUGUCCACUGCCUGUGGCACCCCUGGCUAUGUGGCCCCUGAGGUGCUGGCCCAGAAACCCUACAGCAAGGCAGUGGACUGUUGGUCCAUUGGAGUCAUCACCUACAUUCUUCUCUGUGGCUAUCCGCCUUUCUAUGAGGAAACAGAGACUCGUCUCUUCUCUAAGAUCAUGAAGGGUCAAUAUGAGUUUGACUCUCCAUUCUGGGAUGACAUCUCAGAUUCUGCUAAAGACUUCAUUCGGAACAUGAUGCAGAAGAACCCAAAGAUGCGCUACACAACGGACCAGGCCCUCAGGCACCCCUGGAUCAUCGGGAAGACAGCGCGCUGUCAAGACAUCUAUCACUCCGUCAGUGAGCAGAUGCAGAGAAAUUUUGUCAAGACCAAGUGGAAGCAAGCCUAUAAUGCGGCAGUGGCUAUCAACCACAUGAGAAAGCUGCAGCUGGCUCACUCCGAGCUGGGCUUGCAUCAGGACCGCACCGUACCGGACAUCAACAUUAUGGAGGUGUCCACCGUCGCCCCACCCAAGGAGGCCAGCAAGGAACCCAACAGCGACGAGGUCAACGGCAACGUCCCGGCCAAUCACAGCGCAGCUGUGGUUCACAUGUGUGUGCCACACAGCUGUAGUCAGGCAGCGCUGAGCGCCGGUAAGCGUGAGCUCACGGAGCGGGCGGCCAGCCCUACUCGCCCGCACGGCGGCACUCUCCCCAUGCACGCUGGAACGCUGACCAGCGCUGAGCGGGGCAAGCAUGUUUACCACUCCGAGCCUGCCAACCUAAACGGGUACAGUACUAGAGCUACCAAUCGUUGGGGCCAGAGUCUGCAGACUGGUGUGUGCUCCGUCAUGUGAUCGCAUGGGAGGUUCACCAUGACUUUAAUUGACCAAGUCAGUAUUUCUGACCCAGCCAAUGACUGUUUGGAAAGGGGCAGAGCCCACAGGCAGACAGGAAAGCUCAUUGGACAACAGCCUAUGGAUGGAGAGACUCUGAAUCCACAGCAGUUCAGAGGGUGCCAAGAGGUCUCCCUAUACACAUAUGCGUAACACACAUAAAGUAUACCUAAAAUACACACACCACACCAAGCGCUGUCUGCUCACAUCAACAAUGUUUUUGUGAAGAGCAGCUAACUUCCCAGCAUCUGGACACUUGCUAAAGAUAAUUCUUGUCCAGUAAAACAAACUGUUCAUAUAUCAGUGUGAUCAAACACAGAGUAUUAAUGUGUGUGUGAGAUCCGCGCCUGUGUGUGUCUCCCAACAGACACACUCUAUUCUGCCUCUGACAAGCAGAGGUAUUGGGACAGGAUGUCUGUCUGCGUUAAGCGCUUCAGUGUAUUGGUGCUUCUGUGUCUCUGUGCUAUUCCACUCCCCUAGCCGAGCACCACCGCAUGCGAUGCCUACUCAUGCUACUGUAGAAGGCUUACUGCUAUGGUGUGCUCAACUCACACUCUUGUGUGAACUCUGCAACAUAAAUUACAAGCACUAUGAUUAACUAUUUAUGAUAGAUGUCUUGUAUAUUUUCACAUUUCCUUCAUCUAGAUUCUUUAGAACCAUGCUAUAUUUUUUAUAUUUCAUGUAUUCAUAUACCAUGUAUAUACUUUUGAUUUUUUUAAAACAAAAAGAAAGAAAGAAAAAAUAUUGGCAUAUACUCACAUGCUCACCUUCAUGUAUGGUCAUCUUGUUGUUCCUUGAUUCAAUAUAGUCUACAUACAGUAUAACUGGCCUAUUGCUGCCUCCCUGUUGUCUGUGUUGGUUGUUGUGGUUUUGUUUGUUGUUGUGACUGACAAUUCUCCUGCCCGAAGACCAGAGGCAUGUGUGGUCACAGGAGAUACUAGUUUCUCACUGUGAAAUACUUCCCUUCUGUGAAUAAUAAAGAGACCAUCCCCA
Molecule: messenger RNA, 2932 nt
Organism: Alosa sapidissima (American shad)
Lineage: Eukaryota; Metazoa; Chordata; Actinopteri; Clupeiformes; Clupeidae
Gene: camk1gb
Product: calcium/calmodulin-dependent protein kinase IGb
Exons: 13
Coding region: 374-1900 (508 amino acids)
Biological process (GO): peptidyl-serine phosphorylation
Cellular component (GO): intracellular anatomical structure
Molecular function (GO): ATP binding; calcium/calmodulin-dependent protein kinase activity; calmodulin binding
Source: RefSeq, a predicted model, not a curated record